UGGUUAGAAACGGAAAGGGGAAGAGGCGGGGGUGAGGCGCUGAGUGACGCAUGCACUACACACACACACGGAUUCAGUCUGCCUCUUUCUCUCCCUCCCCUUCUCUCUCUCUCUCUCUCUCCCUUGUUUUUGUUAACUGCUGCUGUUAUAAAUUGGAAUAUUGCUUCUAACCGAAAUUUCUACAAAGAAAGCCACCUGUAGUUCUGUUUGAGUCACAGAACACACUUUAUAUUAAGACAACAACUAAAACAGCCGCCGCAGAAUUGCCAUUGCUGAGAGAAGAAUUUUCUGCAAGUUAUUGGCAGUAUAUUUGUUUGGUUACCAGUGAAAAUUUGAAAUCACAAGAAUGGCAAAUCCUCAUUAUCCCUACUCACGAUCCCUGACACCGCUGUAUAACAGAAUGCCUUCGUGGAGCAUCUGGGAGGACCCAUGGACUGAUAUGCCGCCAUUUUCCCGACUCUCUGAUCAACAUUUCGGAAUAUCUCCAAUGAUGGAUGAUUUCUUCAGUCACUGGCAGAACUGGCGUCGAUCGAAUAUGCACAGUGGAUUCCACCAUGCUAUGCCUGUGGCCCAACAACAGUCAGCUGUGUCUACAGGAUUUUCAGAAGUGAGCAAUGAUGAAAAAGAGUUCAAAGUCCGGCUUGAUGUGAGCCACUUCAGUCCAGAUGAAAUAACUCUGAAAGUUAUUGACAAUAGAAUUGUAAUUCAUGCAAAACAUGAAGAAAAACAAGAUGAACAUGGAUAUAUUCAGAGAGAAUUUAAACGCCAAUAUCUUCUUCCAAGGGAAUGCGAUGCAGCAAAUGUGACUUCCGUGUUGGCCUCUGAUGGUGUUUUAACAAUCCGAGCAACUAAACUAGCUUUAAAUAGUGGUGAGAGAGUCAUACCAAUUACUCAGGAAACCAGUAGUGCUAACCUUUAAGUAUUUCAUACUUUGUGACUUUAGAGACAGGUAAAGAAAAGAGAAAAAAAACAGAACAACGAACAAUGGUUAAAAUGUUUUUUUGUUUUAUAAUAUUUAAAAAAAAAAAAAAGGAAAAUUGCUUUGGUUUCUGCUGCAAGUCUGAGGUUUUAUAGACUCUAAGAACACUAAAACCUAUUCUAGAUUUAUUACCAGAUAAAUUAUGUAUUCUGACUGUUUCUAUUCUCUUUGAACUAUUAAAGGUAAACAAAAAACAAAUUCUAAUCUAUUCUACACACACGUGUGCACACAUGCAUGCACACAUGUGUGUGUACACGUACACACACACACACACACACACACAUGGAGUUUUAGAGCAUGUAAGCUACAUACAAUUUGUUUAUGAGAAAAAAUAAUGUAUACUGAAAGGCUCCACUCAUAUUCUUUGUGAGAAAACAAAUGGAUUCAAUGCAGCCAACAAAUGAUGAUUGAUUAAUCUGUUUAGCAGAUGAGAUGUCAUGAAAUGGGUUACGCUGAAGGAUUUUCAAAAAUUUCACCUUCAGAUGAUGCUAACACUAUUUAGUUGUUGAAUUAAAGACACAUUUUUGUUGUUGUUCAUUUUUUUUUUCCUGAGGUCAGUUAAGAAAUAAGGCAAUAGAAAUAGGUCUUUAGGAGUGAGUUGUAUAUAAGCAAUUAAUAAUUAAAGAGUAUAUGAUCCUUGUGUUGCAGUAAGUAUUGAAAUAUCUGUUGUUUGGUAAGAAAUCUUAGCCUCAGUCAAAAUGGAAAUGAAUAGAAGUUUAUCUGUAAAAACAAGAAUUCCAUAAAAAUACAAGACGAGGAAAUACAUAUAUAUAUAUAUAUAUAUAUAUAUAUAUAUAGAGAGAGAGAGAGAGAGAGAGAGAGAGAGAUAGAUACAUACAUACAUACAUACAUACAUACAUACAUACAUAUAUAUAUAUUUAGUUCUCAUUUUAAACAUAAAGAAAUAAAAAUGUGAUAGAAAUUUAUUUCAAAAAGGAAGACUGAAGAUGACAUGUUUUGUUGGAAAAUGUGAAUUCAAAAAUAAAUGAUAUAAAUGAAAAUGGAGUAAGGCUGUAAGAAUGGCAAAGUCUGGAAGAUAUCAAGAUUCUGUGAAGAAGAAAUAGUUGAUGCCUUCAAAAUAAAACAAUACUCUCCAACAGCUUUCCCAUCAAAGUUGAAAUUUUAUGAGAAGUUAAAAUUGUAAAAAGCUUGUAGACAUAAAUACUUAAUCUCAUGAAAAUCAGACUGUUUAAUCAUUACUUUACAUCUUACUCUAAACAUUUUUCUUGUUAGCUAACAUAAUUUUAAUUUUAAAUUAAAUGGUUUAGCCACUGAAGUUGUCCCAAAAUAAAUCUUUCGAUAAAAAUGUUUGAUGAAAAUCUUUUUUGGACCCUAAAAAUAUCAGUGACAAGGAUAUUAUGUGUGAAUAUAUAAAGUAUAAAAGAUGUAUGAGAAUGUCAAGCUGGGUGACAGAAUUUAAUCAUGAAACUGAUAAAUUAAAAUUCAUGAUUUACUAAUCAUGAAUUUUGAUGAAAAAAAAAUAAUAGAAAAAAAAUCCCAUUAUUUAAUAUUUCCUAACUUUAUUGGGUUGGCUGAACCAUUGAAAUAAAUGAGAGUCAGUAGAAGAGGUUUGCAGAAAUAGGACAAAUUUCUUCCAAUGGAUUUCCAGUUUAUUUCUUGUAGCCAGCUCAGUAAAGUGACAGGGCCUAAAAGUUGAUUUCUAAAUAUAUAAGAAUAAUUUGGUUUAAAUGUAGAAACUAGGUGAUACAAAAUUAUAUUUUAGAUUUAUAACCCUGGAAAAUCUCAAAUCUUUUUCACUUUUAACUUUAACAACAACUUAGAAAAUUGUAAAAUUUGUAAAAUCUACUUUAAAUGGUUUUUGUUGAUGUCUCUAACUGCAGAAUAGCAUUACCAUAAGGAGAUUUAGUUUCCGACCAAAGAAUACCAAUAUGGCCAGGUAUUACUUUUUUUCAUAAAUCUGAAGUACCACUAAUCUUUGUUAAAACUUCUGCAGAAUCAUUAAACUGUUGUCCAAAACUCA
Octopus bimaculoides (California two-spot octopus) is the source of this 2960-nucleotide messenger RNA. RefSeq names its product alpha-crystallin A chain. The record is from RefSeq and is a predicted model, not a curated record. Lineage: Eukaryota; Metazoa; Mollusca; Cephalopoda; Octopoda; Octopodidae. Gene Ontology annotation, biological process: protein refolding; response to heat. Gene Ontology annotation, cellular component: nucleus; cytoplasm.